AGAACUUUCUAGCUUUAAAAUGGAGCUGGAAAGUGCACAACAGUUCCUCAAGGGAAAGACAACUUCAGUGACGGGUGCUACGGGCUUCUUAGCAAAAGUUUUUAUGGAAAAGUUAUUAAGGACUCAGCCUGGUUUGAAGAAAUUGUAUCUUCUUCUAAGAGCUUCUGACUCUGAUGCAGCUACCCAGCGUUUGCACCAUGACAUUACGGGAAAGGACUUGUUCACGGUUCUUCGAGAUAGGAUGGGUGCAGAUUUUGAUUCUUUCAUGUCAGAGAAGGUGGAAGCCAUUGUUGGUGAUGUCUCACUUGUGAACUUGGGACUUAAUGAUGGAAAUAUUGGAAGGAAAAUUAAGGAAGAAAUAGAUUUCAUAGUGAGUUCAGCUGCGACUACUAGGUUUGAUGAAAGAUUUCAUGUUGCAAUGAAAAUCAACACAAUGGGUGCUUUACAUGUUUUAAACUUUGCACAGGGCUGUCCUAAUUUACAAGCUCUUCUCCAUGUGUCCACAGCAUAUGUGUGCGGCGAAGCUUAUAAUGAGAAAGUGAUUAAAGAAGAACCAUUAAAGAUGGGUCAGACAAUAAAAGGGAACUCAAAAUUAGAUAUUGAAUCAGAAAAUAAAUGA
Molecule: messenger RNA, 619 nt
Organism: Neltuma alba
Lineage: Eukaryota; Viridiplantae; Streptophyta; Magnoliopsida; Fabales; Fabaceae
Product: fatty acyl-CoA reductase 3-like
Exons: 5
Coding region: 20-619 (199 amino acids)
Biological process (GO): suberin biosynthetic process; long-chain fatty-acyl-CoA metabolic process
Cellular component (GO): intracellular membrane-bounded organelle
Molecular function (GO): alcohol-forming very long-chain fatty acyl-CoA reductase (NADP+) activity
Source: RefSeq, a predicted model, not a curated record